Molecule: messenger RNA, 2942 nt
Organism: Hippocampus zosterae (dwarf seahorse)
Lineage: Eukaryota; Metazoa; Chordata; Actinopteri; Syngnathiformes; Syngnathidae
Product: phospholipid phosphatase 3-like
Exons: 6
Coding region: 903-1778 (291 amino acids)
Biological process (GO): phospholipid dephosphorylation; phospholipid metabolic process; signal transduction
Molecular function (GO): phosphatidate phosphatase activity
Source: RefSeq, a predicted model, not a curated record
AAUCCCACAUUUUCCCCAGACAUUUAAAAGUCAAAAUCAGGUGUCAUUGGUAGCCCUUUUAAGUAAUCAGUAAUAACAAAUUUUAGAGCCCUGUCAAUUAAACCAUUGUUGUCUUUAACAAAUGUGACCAGUGGGAUUAAAUGGGUUAAAUACAGUAUUCAUUUUGGGUGGUGUUUUGUGAGAUUUUUAUGAUGGAAAAUAAUUUUCCAUUGCAGAAUAAAGGUUAGAUAAUACUACUUAUACAAAGUACACUCAUGAGUCAUAAAGAAAAGUAAGUUGCGUCCAACUCUUCUCCCAUGUGCCUACUUUGAACUUUGAGCACAGACCCUCUAAAAGACUCGAUCCGGACCCCCCAGUGAUUUGACACGAUGGCUCUUUCUGCCACUGAUGUAUUGUGGUAUAUUCGCCAGACUUCGGUGCAGGCACUUCAGUCCCCACUUAGGAACAGUGCGACCAGCCAGAACGGUUGUCUGGACUCUGCCCUGCGGGCGACUGGCGACCAGUCCAGGACGUUGUCCGCCGGGAAUCUGCCGGGAUAGGGUCCAGAGCCCUCAAGAGGACAAACGCUAAAAUGGCAGCGAGACAAAGCAAGGCCACCACACGCAACGCAUAGUUUUAACGUGACGUGUGCCCAUCAAGUCCUCGUUGCCCGUUCCAACGAGUCUUGCGGAGGAUGUGAUGUCGUCACAUCUUAAACGCGUGAAGGGGCAACUUUGCUCUGACGCGUCACUUUGUAGCCCGACGCAAAGACUCUUUGAACUUUGUGAUGAGAAGUUAUUCACCUGGACCAGUUGGGACCACGGCGCGCCCGUGUGAGCGCAGAGCUCCGACCGAACCUAAUUAUCCGACCCAAAGGGAUUAACACCAAGAGCGGCUCGCAACCGGCAGCAGCCACAACGGGGAUGGAGAACAUCGCCGGCAAUAAACCACCGCACACUGGACAGGCUUUAUUCGCAAGGAAGCUUCUGGUGGUUUCAGACGUCCUGUGCCUUUUCCUAGUUUCCAUCCCUUUCUUUUUAAGUGAGCUAAAAGCGGUCAGACCAUACACAAGAGGCUUCAUUUGUGGAGACACCAGCAUCGCCUACCCGUACCUGCAGUCGGAGGUCAUAUCGGACAAACUGCUCAUUGCUGGCGGCAUCCUUAUCACGGGCCUCGGUAUCGCUGUAGGGGAAUGUUACCGCGUGCGCUUCCUUGGCGUCACCUCCAAGGCCUUCCUCAGGAACAAGUAUGUGUCCUGUCUCUACAAGGAGUUGGGCUCCUUCCUGUUCGGCUGCUGCGUCGGCCAAUCCCUGACAAACGUAGCCAAGCUGAGCAUCGGCCGACUGCGGCCGCACUUCUUGUCGGUGUGCGGCGUCACCUACGUCUCACUCAACUGCACGCACGGAACCUAUUUGGAGUCUGUCAGAUGCAACAGUACUGACCACCGCUCUGUAGAGGAGGCCAGGAAGUCCUUCUUCUCUGGUCAUGCCUCCUUUGCGAUGUACACGCUGCUGUAUUUAGCUUUUUACCUUGAAGCGCGAUUGACAUGGCGCGAAGCCCGCCUGCUGAGACCCGUUCUGCAGUUCUUUCUUUUUCUGCUGGCCAUCUACACGGGUCUGACCCGCAUCACUGACAACAGACACCAUCCAUCGGAUGUCCUUGCCGGCUUCAUCCUUGGAGCACUCGCCGCAUACUGGGUGGCCUUCUACAUCUCUUCCAUGUUUAAGAGGCCCAUCUUGCAUCAAUCCCAAGAUGAGACCCAGAAUGACCACUUAUCAGCGCACCACAGCAUCUGCUAAAGCUCACCUCCACCAUCGCUCUCAGCGUGCCUCGGCAUCCGUCAGCAAGGAGCCUGUGGGGAUCUGAAGCGUGUGAGACUGUUUCCUGUGAAGUCAGACCACACACUUCUACCGUUUGGACAACAGUAUCAGUGAGUGGAGGGGCGAGUAGGGUGUGACAGAAAAGAGUACAUCAUAAAAGCGAGUAAUUUUGCCCUACAAGAGCAGUUUGAAAUCAUUGUGACAGUGCAUUGCUGUGUGUUACGAUGAAUACAGUACCGUCCAUUGUUGUCAUGGCAACAACAUCAUCUACAUUGUAGAUUUUGUCAUGGUUGACCAGACAGGACACCCCAUAUGGUCUGUUAGUGUUAACCCACUUCAGCACUGUCUGCAAUGCUUAGAAAAGUGUUGCUGUUCAUGACAUGAUCAAGACGAUGUUGAUUUGAAGACAUCAUGUUAUGACCGCCAGGUUGUUAGUAUUUAGCAGGUGCAUAAUAUCGGCUCGCUGCCUUUAGCUGCUGACGGUUUCAUAAUGCUGCCAGUUCCCGUUUAGCACAUUGGAUAACAAAGUACACUUCACAGCUGAACUAGAAGCAACACCAUUUUUCCAUUUCAUUGGUGAAGUCGUGUGCACCCAACCUUGUGACUCAGUUAUGAUGAAUGCGUCAGUGAUCAACAGCUGCAUGUGAAGUAUAUGCAAUUUUUUGAUCUGAAACGGCACUUAAUCUGAUUGUAACCACAAUGAAAACGUUCAUCCAUCCAUCCAUUAUCCAAUCCGCUCAACCUCACGAGGGUUGCUGGAGCUAGUCCCAGCUGUCUUUGGCCAAUUGGCGGGGUACAGCCUACACUGGUUGCCAACCAAUCGCAGGACACAUAGAGACGAACAACCAUUCACACUCACAAUCACACCUACGGACAAUUUCGAGUGAUAAAUAGCCUACCGCGCAUGUUUUUGGAAUGUGGGAGGAAACCGGAGUACCCGGAGAAAACCCACGCAGGCACGGGGAGAACAUGCAAAGGAUGUGGUAUCUAAGUUCCCAGACAACAUAACAGAUUGAGAGUUCACAAAUAAUUGGUUUUUAUUUUUGGUUGACAUCUUUUAAAUGCAUUAUAUGUUUUUUGCUGAAUAAAUGUCUACUACAUUUACUGUUUUUCCAAGAAGUGAAUAAAUGAAUGUUGAUUAUU